Molecule: messenger RNA, 1125 nt
Organism: Syzygium oleosum
Lineage: Eukaryota; Viridiplantae; Streptophyta; Magnoliopsida; Myrtales; Myrtaceae
Product: subtilisin-like protease SBT1.7
Exons: 1
Coding region: 1-1125 (374 amino acids)
Biological process (GO): proteolysis
Molecular function (GO): serine-type endopeptidase activity
Source: RefSeq, a predicted model, not a curated record
AUGACUACAACUCCACGAGAUUUCAGGGGUCAUGAUGGCACACACACAUUGUCCACCGCUGCAGGGGCCCCUGUAGUUGGAGCAAGUCAAUUCGGAUAUGCGAGAGGGAUAGCUAGAGGAAUAGCGCCGGCAGCUCAUGUUGCGAUGUAUAAAGUUUUGUGGGCAGAUGACACAUACAAGUCUGCAUCAAGCAAUGUGCUCGCUGGAAUGGAUCGAGCAAUUGCUGACGGAGUAGAUGUCAUUUCCUUGUCUAUCAGCCUCUUUCUCACACCGUAUUUCAACGAUGUGAUUGCCAUAGCAUCUUUGUCAGCAAUUGAGAAGGGCAUCAUCGUUGUCUGCUCAGGUGGAAAUGACGGGGCCUAUAACUCCACCCACAAUGGAGCGCCCUGGAUCAUGACGGUAGGAGCUGGAACUAUGGAUCGAAGCUUAGUCGCGACUUCAACCCUGGGAAAUGGGUUAAUUGUAGAGGGCAUGUCAUACUUCCCUGAGAGCAUCUACAUCGCUGAUGCACAAGUUUAUUAUGGCAAGGACAACCCCAACAAAGCAAGGUGCCGGUUGUCAGCACUAGAACCCAAAGAAAUUGCUGGAAAGGUAGUUUUGUGUGACGGAGACAAUUCGUUAGGUGUAGACAUUGAGGUUAAAAAACUUGGUGACAAAGGAGCAUACGCGGCAAUUUGCUUGAGCGACGACGUGUUACAAUUUUUUCCUGAAGACUACACCAUUCCUGUUGUGGUCAUUCCGGCUUCUUCAGGAUCUCCAAUAGGGGACUACGUGACAGGAAAAAACAAUGCAACCGUGAGCAUGAGGUUCUUGCAGACCAAAUUGGGCACAACCCCAGCGCCUCAAGUUGCCUAUUUCUCUUCGAGAGGGCCAGAUCCAAUCAAUCCGAGCAUCUUGAAACCGGAUAUUCUUGCUCCAGGGGUCGAUAUACUAGCUGCAGUUGUGCCAAACAGGCCUUUUAUGAAAGUUGGCCUGUACGAUCUAGUGACCGAUUAUGCGGUUGACUCGCUCCACAGCAGCGCCACAUAUUGCCGGGGUCGCCUCUUUUCUAAAGGCCAUGCACAAAGAUUGGAGCCCAGCAGCCAUCAAAUCGGCAAUGAUGACCACAGCAUACACCAUGGAUAA